This is a messenger RNA of Penicillium chermesinum, 1956 nucleotides long. RefSeq names its product GPI-anchored transamidase subunit GAA1. The transcript is spliced from 4 exons. NCBI's taxonomy places the organism in Eukaryota, Fungi, Ascomycota, Eurotiomycetes, Eurotiales, Aspergillaceae. Gene Ontology annotation, biological process: attachment of GPI anchor to protein. Bases 1 to 1956 code for a protein of 651 amino acids. Gene Ontology annotation, cellular component: membrane; GPI-anchor transamidase complex. The record is from RefSeq and is a predicted model, not a curated record.
AUGGCGUUGAAAUCUGCGAUCCGCGACCUGCGGAACAAACCGGAUCUCCUCUUCUUGCGCCUCCCAAACCUAGUGUCGCUUGUGUGCAUCGUCGUCGGCGUUGUUUGGCUACUUCUCCUCCCCUUGAACGAAUACUCCCGUCGCACAUAUAUCUCCGAAAAUGCCCUGUUGCCAGGCCAGGUUCACGCCUAUUUCACCGGCAGCGAGCAAAAUAUCUUCCGGGGCUAUAAACGAGAGAUUGAGGGUCUGCUGAACGAAGGGGCCGAGCCUCCGGCUAGGAGAGAGGAUACGACUUUGAAUCCAACGUACGUUGAACAGCAGGACUCGAGAAUGGCAUAUAUGGUAGAUGUGGCUAAUAUGUCUACAGAAUAUCCGAAAAAAUUGCGCUCGAUUCUGCAGGUUGCGGGUCUCAAAGUGGCGACACAGAAAUACGAGUAUACCUCCGCUGGUAUCACCCAUCAGGGGGAAAAUGUGUAUGGCAUUAUUCACGCUCCUCGGGGCGAUGCAACCGAGGCAAUUGUAUUGGUCGCUGCAUGGAGAACUGCGGAUGAUGAAUUGAACCUCAAUGGUGUCACUUUGGCAUUGACAUUGGCACGAUACUUCAGGCGAUGGUCGUUGUGGUCUAAAGACAUCAUUUUCCUUUUCACCCCCGAUAGCAAAUCCGGGACCCAGGCAUGGGUUGACGCCUACCAUGAUCUCCAUCCAGCAUCCGUGCAACCACUCCCAUUGAAAAGUGGCGCGCUGCAAGGAGCAGUCGUCAUUGAGUACCCCUUUGAGCACCGGUUUCACAGCCUCCAUAUUGUCUACGAUGGUGUCAAUGGUCAAUUGCCCAAUCUGGAUCUAUUCAAUACGGCGGUUGCCAUCGCAAGUGGCCAGAUGGGGAUUGGAGCCAACCUGCAAGAAAUGUGGGAUCACAAUGACAGCUAUGAGGCCCGUCUGCAAACUAUCUUGCGGGGAAUGGCCAAGCAAGGACUUGGAUAUGCAACUGGGGCUCACAGUAGCUUUAUGCCUUACCACAUCGAUGCCAUCACUCUCCAGCCUAAGGGCCAGGGCUGGGAAGAUGAGAUGGCAUUGGGCCGGACGAUCGAGAGCCUCUGCCGCAGCUUGAACAACCUGCUGGAGCACCUCCACCAGAGCUUUUUCUUCUACCUUCUCAUGGAAUCGCAACGAUUCGUGAGCAUAGGCACGUAUCUGCCUAGUGCUAUGUUGAUCGCUGGGAACUUUACCAUCAUGGCUAUUGCUCUGUGGAUGCGCACCGGAUACCAUCUUCGUUCUGCGCCCAGUGAGCCUCGCACGCCCCAGAAGGAACAGAACCCAGCGCCUGUGACCGAAAAGACUGAACAGACAGCUCGCAUCAGCGGACCUCCUGUGGUGGAACGCCUGCUCGCUCUGCCGUUGACGCUGGUCACUGGACUCCACCUGCUCGGUCUUGUCCCCCUCUGGACCUUGAAUACCCUUUCUCAUCAGUUCUUCACCUCGGUGACCUACACUUUUGUUGUGGUGGACGUCGUACUUCCGUUGGUCCUGGCUGCUCUACUAUCUAACGGAUUGGGGUUGUUUUCACCGAUCGUUCCGCAGCAGUACUUGCUCAUCAAGUCGUUUUCAUUGCUGCUCCUCGGACUGUGUCUUUCUACGUUGGCCACGCUCAAUUUCUCUUUGUCUUUUAUCAUCGGUCUCCUUUGUGCGCCACUCAGCUUCAUCGGCCGUCUUCAAGGCCUGUCAGCGCCGCUCCGCUAUGGACUUGCCGUCUUCGGCCUUGUUUUGUUGAACCUGCUGUCCCCGCCCACCAUUCUCCUCGGUGCGUGUUGGUACUUUGGCGUGUCUGUGGAGACUGUGCUGACGCAGGCCGCGUUUGGGUGGGAUGUAUGGGGAAUGUGGACGCAGGUGGUGGUGUGGUGUGUAUGGUGGCCUGCAUGGCUAAUUGGGUGUGUUCUGUUGGGAUCAUCCGUCUUCUAA